Molecule: messenger RNA, 1955 nt
Organism: Neolamprologus brichardi
Lineage: Eukaryota; Metazoa; Chordata; Actinopteri; Cichliformes; Cichlidae
Source: RefSeq, a predicted model, not a curated record
UGUUUCUUCUGUCUGGUACCGUUUAUCCGCCCUCUUACCCCGGCAGGUGGCGAUGGCCCGGACCUAUCACUAACAGGUCGAUCACAUGAGCUCCUCUGCAGCCAGGAGUUCAGUUUAGGAGUGUAUCCGGACUAAAGAGAUGGCUCUGCUAAUGGAGCACCAGUUCAGACAGCUGCCAGCUGACAGACAAGUGGAAACAAGACCGUUUCUGGAAGCUGUGUCAUACCUUCCACCAUUCUUUGACUGCCUCGGCUCUACUAUCUUUGCACCGAUCAAGGCUGACAUAUCGGGUAACAUCACAAAAAUCAAGUCCAUUUAUGAUAGCAACCCUGGACGGUUCAAGACUCUCCAGCAGAUUUUGGAGGCAGAGAAGGAAAUGCAUGGAGGAGAAUGGCCCAAAGUUGGAGCAACUUUGGCACUUAUGUGGCUAAAAAGGGGUCUAAAAUUCAUCCAAGUUUUCCUUCAGAGCCUGGUGGACGGUGAAAAGGACGAGAACAAUCCAAACCUUAUCCGAGUCAAUGUCACCAAAGCCUAUGAAAUAGCACUUAAAAGAUAUCACGGCUGGUUUGUGCAACAACUGUUCAAGGCGGCUCUUUUUGCUGCUCCGUAUAAGUCCGAUUUCCUGAGAGCCCUCUCCAAGGGUCGGGAUGUCAAGGAAGAGGACUGCUUGGAAAAAAUCAGAAAAUUUCUCAUCAACUUCUCUGCAACUGUUGAUGCUAUAUAUGACAUGUACAAUAAGAUGAAUGCUGAUCUAGACUACACAGUGUAAAUGCAGGACUUCCCUGCGUUUUCCUCAGUGGGAGUGAUGUAAUCAUUAAGUCGUUUAUGUUCAGUAGCUCUGCAGUCCACAUGUUUAAAAGACAGCUCACUGUGACAGAGCAUAAUAUUCACUUCCGGCUUUGCUGGUGAAUCUUUUCCUCAAUCUUAUUUGAUUCUGGGACGAGAAAUCCAAAUAUAGCUAUACAGUAAAUAUUGUUUUUACAUAACAAUUGCAUUUCUUUACUCUGUGUUUGAACAUUCGUGUUGCAUUCAGCUUUUAAAUUAUUGUUGGGUGUUUAUAUCUAUUCUUAUGAGUACUCAGUACACAGAAAUGUGUUAGAACUUUACCAGGAAUCAAAGUUAACUUAACCAGACAGGACCGAGACGUUAAUAUGUGGGAUAUCUGAUGCUGAUAUAUUUAAUCAGCCUGUGACAAGUCAUCACAAAAUAUAAGAUUAAUUAUGAAUUAGAAAGUUUCUAAUCACACGGAGGAAACAAUAUAAAUUGGGAAACGGUUUAAUUUUGCCAUUAUAAUGGGUGUCAUAGUGUCAUGCUACCUUUAAGCAAUAUCUCUCUAACACAGGGCUCUAUGGUAGUUACACUGAAGUGAAUACAGAGAGAGAAGAAUCCAUAUGUUUCAGCUUAUCCACCAAACACUGUAUUGUAUAGCUGUCUGUGAUUGGAGUUAAACUUAAUCAUUACCUGCACUACAACCAGCAAUCACUAUCAUGACUUCCAGUAUUUAGGGCUCCUCUCUCUAUUCCUGCUCUACAUGAACAUUCUCUAUUGCACACACCUGUUUGUGCCUUAAGCUGGAGGUGCGGCUCAUUUAAGCGACUGUGUCAGCUUUUCUGUGUUUGAUUGUUUUUAUUGUUUUAUACAUCAUUCACUAUUAAAGGCAAAGUCUGCCUAACGUAUACUUAGCUGCUAUGCUAAGUUGUGCUGUCUUAAGCAGUGCUUCAUCAGUGUUUCUCAUUCUAAAGGCGCUUUUUACCCUUUAAGCAUCAUUUUAAAAAGGUUUUUCAUUGCAGUUUUUCACAUCUCUAAAGGAGUAAUUUCAAGUAAAUGUCAAAUGAUUGAUGAGUGUGGUGUGUCUUCUCGCAUUAUGUUGCAGUGUGUGUACUGUACAAGAAAACGAAUAUUUUUCUUUCAUAUUAUGUAUUAAAAAAUGACAGUUUGUGUGAUUAUCAAUGAAA